AUGGUCCGUAGUCGAAAGUCGCUCCUUCCUUCUUUCCUUACCCUUGUAGCUUUGCUCUCUUCCGAAGCAAGAUACCCAACCAAACUAAAACUCUUAAAACAAUCCCCCGAUUCCUCCUGCCUGCUGGAUUUGGUAUCGGUAUCGGUACGCGUUUUGCCGAUUAGUUCCUCCGAUAAGGAAGUUAAGGGACCGAUUUUAACUUGGGGAAGAAGCAGAUGUCUAAAUUUGAGGGGGUUCUUGUGUCUGAUCAUUGGCUUCAAAGCCAGUUCACACAAGUUCAACUUCGUACCCUCAAAUCCAAGUUUGUAUCAUUUAAGAAUCAAAAUGUUGAACUUACGGCUGCGGACUUGCCUCUAUUGCUUGCAAAAUUGA
This is a messenger RNA of Lactuca virosa, 372 nucleotides long. Lineage: Eukaryota; Viridiplantae; Streptophyta; Magnoliopsida; Asterales; Asteraceae. The record is from the annotation of a GenBank genome assembly.